Messenger RNA from Schizophyllum commune H4-8, 1797 nucleotides. RefSeq lists its product as uncharacterized. The record is from RefSeq and is a predicted model, not a curated record. Gene Ontology annotation, molecular function: 3-beta-hydroxy-Delta5-steroid dehydrogenase (NAD+) activity. Gene Ontology annotation, biological process: steroid biosynthetic process. The transcript has 3 exons. NCBI's taxonomy places the organism in Eukaryota, Fungi, Basidiomycota, Agaricomycetes, Agaricales, Schizophyllaceae. Bases 56 to 1483 code for a protein of 475 amino acids.
CAGGCACCUCUCCUGUUCCCCCAGUGCCCCCACCUGCAACUUGCUUUCGACUAUCAUGGCUGGCAGGGACACGUACUUGGUUAUCGGCGGCAGCGGCUUCGUCGGCCGUCACAUCGUCUUGCAACUUCAGGAGCGCGGCGACUCGGUCUCGGUGUUCGACAUUGUGCAACGGUACCACGAUGCACCCUUCUAUUCAGGGGAUAUUUGCGAGCAGGACCAGGUUGCAAAUGCUGUCAGGAAGGUGUGUGGUAGUCUUGCACUUGUAGUCCCCUAUACUGACAUUGCGAAGAGCGGCGCGACAUGCAUCAUACAUACCGCGUCUCCCCCACAUGGCAUGAACGACCCCGCGCUUUACUUCAAAAUCAAUGUAGACGGCACUAAGGCUGUCAUCGCUGCUGCUGUCGAAUGUGGUGUCAAGAAGCUCGUGUACACUAGCUCAGCUGGUGUCGUCUUCAACGGCACCGACCUGAAUGGCGUUGACGAGCGGAUACCCUACCCGGAGAAGGCCAUGGACGCGUACAACGAAAGCAAGUGCAAGGGAGAAGAAGCCGUCCUUGCUGCCAACGGCAAGGGUGGCCUCUACACCGUCGCACUUCGCCCCGCUGGUAUUUUCGGCCCCGGAGAUCGCCAGGUCAUGACUGGCUUCCAUCAGGUGUACGAGAAUGGCCAGACGCACUUCCAACUCGGAGACAACAAUAACCUCUUCGACUGGACCUACGUCGGCAACGUCGCGAAGGCCCACUUACACGCAGCCGACCGCCUCCUCGACCCUCCUCCCGCACCUCCCCUCAUCUCUUCCGAGGAUGAGAAGGUACCUCUCGACCCGCCAGGCUUGACAGAGGCCGAGCAAGCCAUGAUCAACUACCCCCUCCCUCCCAUUUCCCUAACCACCGGCGCCAUGAACCGCAUCCCCACCUCCGCCGCCCGUCCCCUCGGCCCCUACGUCGAGCGCCCACCCAACGGCGACGCCCUCGAGGCCGCCUUCCGCGCCCCCUACGACGCGCGCGAGUCCAACCGCCCCGUCAUGCGCACGCGCUUCGACCAGCUCUCCGACUACAACCUCUCCCGCCAGAAGCUCGCGCACCCGACGCAGCCCUCCCCGCUUUCCGUCGCCGGCCAGGUCUUCUUCAUCACGAACGGCGAGCCGACGUACUUUUGGGACUUUGGCCGCAUGAUCUGGCGCGAGCUCGACAAGAUCUUCCCGGGGAAGCGCGACCCCGCGAAGGUGGGCAAGUACUUCAGGCUGAGCAAGGACCUCGCGAUGAUUGCGGCGGCGGGCGCGGAGUGGGUGGGGUACUUCCGCGGGAAGGAGGCGACGUUCACGCGCUUCCGCGUGACGUUCAGCUGUGCGACGAGGUGGCAUGAUAUCGAGAAGGCGCGGAGAGUGCUUGGGUAUGAGCCGGAGGUCGGCGUGGAGGAGGGCAUCAAGCGGAUGAUUGAGUGGUGGAAGACCGAGUUUGUCGACUCACAAAAGGCGCAGUAGGGGAGUACUGUACAUAACGUAUACCACCUUUGGAUAUUUGCUACAUAUCGUCUAAUCUUUGGGAACACUGCUAGUUCAUCACGUCCACGCAAUGAAUUUGCUGCCCAACCGUGUCAAUGGUGUUGCCUUCUUCAAAAUGCUCUGGGUAUGAAAGACAUGAGUCUGAGGAUUGGCGACUAAUCAGGAAAUUUCGAUGUUCACCAACACACUGCGACCCCUGAAUAUACGAGCACAGUCGCUCUCUCAUCUACAGUCCUGCUACUCCUGGUACCUCGACAACGGGUCGAGCUGCAGUAGCAGACUAUUCUCCUGCA